CCAUCAUUCACUGUACGUAGGUACUUUUGUUAUCAUCACCAGCUGUUUGCAAACCAAAAUACUCAUUGUUAUCAGCAAAUAGAUAGGUUAGACUUGUGGGGUCCCGUUCCCGUGUUGUUCGUUUUUCGUAUUUAUUACAGUUUGAAAGUUUAUUGCUUUUGCACAACCCAUAGAUCUGCAUCCAAUUUUUCGGUAACACUCAGUUCGUAUCCCUCCUUUGCAUGCCUAACCAAUCGUUUUGAUGUCCGCUUUGUUGAAUCGACUACCGCACCGUUUAUCUCAGGGAUUGACUGCGGCUUAUUUUACAGUAAACAGUUGGAGUAUUCGUCGCCGAUCGACAGCAGUGCAAACCACCGACAUGACGCGUAUGACGGUCAAGAAGAUCCCCGCCCUGAAGGACAACUUUAUGUACCUGGUGGUGUGCAACGAAACCAAGAGUGCCGCCAUCGUAGACCCGGUCGAGCCGGACCGGGUGCUCCAGGUGGCCAAAGAAUCCGGCGUCUCGCUGAACAAGGUCCUGACGACUCACCACCACUGGGACCACGCCGGAGGCAAUGCCGAUCUGUUCAAGCGCUACCAGGCCGACAGCUCUCUGGGUCCGCUGCAGAUUUACGGCGGUAACGACGAACGGAUCGACAAUUUAACCAAUCCCGUCGGGCAGGACGACACCCUGGAGAUCGGGAAUCUGAAAGUCCGCUGCAUUUCCACGCCGUGCCACACGACGUCGCACAUCUGCUACUACAUCGAAACCCCGGAAGACAAGGUGGUCUUCACGGGGGACACUCUCUUCCUCGCCGGAUGCGGUCGUUUCUUCGAAGGAACACCCCAGCAAAUGUACGAUGCCCUGAUCACCAAAUUGUCCGCAUUGCCCGACGAUACCAAAGUCUACUGUGGACACGAGUACGCCUUGAAUAAUCUCCGUUUCGGAAAUACGGUUGAACCGGAGAACGUGGACACGCUACAGCUGUUGAACAUUGCCAAGGAGGCCGAUCUGGAGGGUCGUCGGGCGUUGGUGCCUUCGACGAUUGGCCAGGAGAAGCGGACCAACGUGUUUAUGAGGGUGCACGAACCCAGUGUGCAGAAGUUUGUCGGCAAGAGUACCCCGCUGGAGACGAUGCAGGCUCUACGAGCGGCCAAGGAUAAGUUUUGAGGGAGAAUUCAUUGGAACUGAUAAUUUACGUGCAUAAGAUCAGGUGAAGGGAAAUCGUAUUUGGCUUAUAUAAACAAAUGAGAGAUAUUUAAAAAAUAAACGGUAGUUUAUCGCUUCUUUAUUCUA
Aedes albopictus (Asian tiger mosquito) is the source of this 1276-nucleotide messenger RNA. Its product is annotated as hydroxyacylglutathione hydrolase, mitochondrial. NCBI's taxonomy places the organism in Eukaryota, Metazoa, Arthropoda, Insecta, Diptera, Culicidae. Gene Ontology annotation, molecular function: hydroxyacylglutathione hydrolase activity. The record is from RefSeq and is a predicted model, not a curated record. Bases 242 to 1150 code for a protein of 302 amino acids. The transcript has 2 exons.